Molecule: messenger RNA, 4535 nt
Organism: Diceros bicornis minor
Lineage: Eukaryota; Metazoa; Chordata; Mammalia; Perissodactyla; Rhinocerotidae
Gene: TBC1D12
Product: TBC1 domain family member 12
Exons: 13
Coding region: 63-2348 (761 amino acids)
Biological process (GO): regulation of autophagosome assembly; activation of GTPase activity
Cellular component (GO): recycling endosome; autophagosome
Molecular function (GO): GTPase activator activity
Source: RefSeq, a predicted model, not a curated record
GGGCCGAGCCUGCGCCGGGGAGUCUUCCGCCGCCACCUCGGGCGGCGCUCACCGGGGCCCCGAUGGUGGGUCCGGAGGAUGCCGGAGCCUGCUCGGGGAGAAACCCGAAGUUGCUCCCUGUGCUGGCGCCCGAGCCCGCGGGCCAGGACGGGAAGAUGAUCCGGGCCACGGGCGGCUUUGGCGGAGGCGCCGGCGCUGUGGAGCCGCCGGAGGAGCAGGAGGAGGAGGAGGAGGAGACGCCGCCUCAGCAGCUCCUUCGGCGUUACCUCGCGGUGGCCGGGGGGCAACUGGAGCCUGGGCUGUGCUCCUGUCCGCUCCCCGUCGGCCAGCCCCGCGCCCCGGCGGACGCUUGCCCGCCGGACUCGGGCUCCAAGCACCGCGGCGCGGAGGCGGCGGAUACCUGCACGCCGCGGCACGGAGGCAUGACCAACGGGGACUCGGGCUUUCUGCCCGGCCUGGACUGUCACGACCUGGAGGAGGCUCGCGGGCUGGCCCGCGCCGGCGGCCGGGAGCCGCGCCCCCGCCGCCUCUGCCUGGAGGGGCCUGGCGACGAGGGCGCGGACGGCGCGGGCAGCCGGUCCAACUGGGCCGCGCAGCUCGAAGACCCGCUGCGGAGCUGCUGCCUGGCGGCGGCGGACCCCGAAGAGCCCGAGGGCGCGGGCAGCGGCUCGGGGGCCAGCCCGGCCAGCGGCGGCAGCAGCAGCGAGGACUUGGAGCCGCCGGGAGCCGGCACCAGGGGUCCCGAGGAGGGCGCGACCCCCGCCACCGCCGCCGAGAGGACUAGCGGGUGCGCGGGCGCCGAGCCGCGCCUCGGCUUCUCGGACGUUCUCUUGAACUCUCGGAACACGUUCGAGGUGAGCCGCCGCCAGAGCGCCCAGGACCACCUGCCGCCGGCCGGCCCGCCGGCGGCCUCGCCCGCCGUGGAGCAGGGCCCCGCGGGGACCUCGACCUGGGCUCGACGGAGCGGCGGCUUCGCCGACUUCUUCGUCAGAAACCUUUUUCCAAAAAGGACAAAGGAACUCAAAUCAGUUGUCCAUAGUGCUCCUGGUUGGAAAUUAUUUGGUAAAGUCCCUCCCAGAGAGAAUCUUCAGAAAACUUCCAAAAUCAUUCAGCAGGAAUAUGAAGCACGAACAGGGAGGACCUGUAAACCACCACCUCAGUCUUCAAGACGUAAGAAUUUUGAAUUUGAGCCUCUUUCUACCACUGCCCUGAUUCUCGAGGAUCGACCAUCAAAUCUUCCUGCUAAAUCUGUGGAAGAAGCUUUACGUCACCGACAAGAAUAUGAUGAAAUGGUGGCUGAGGCUAAAAAACGAGAAAUUAAAGAAGCACAUAAAAGAAAAAAAAUAAUGAAAGAACGAUUUAAACAGGAAGAAAAUAUUGCAAGUGCAAUGGUAAUUUGGAUCAAUGAAAUACUGCCCAAUUGGGAAGUAAUGCGUAGUACGAGAAGAGUUCGAGAAUUGUGGUGGCAGGGAUUGCCCCCUAGUGUUCGUGGGAAAGUUUGGAGUCUAGCUGUAGGAAAUGAACUAAAUAUCACUCCUGAACUUUAUGAAAUCUUCCUCUCAAGAGCAAAAGAACGGUGGAAAAGCUUCAGUGAAACAAGUUCAGAGAAUGAUACAGAAGGUGUAUCUGUUGCUGAUCGGGAGGCCAGUCUGGAAUUAAUUAAGUUGGACAUAUCUCGUACAUUUCCAUCUCUCUACAUCUUUCAGAAGGGUGGCCCAUAUCAUGAUGUCUUACAUAGUAUCUUAGGGGCAUAUACAUGUUACAGACCUGAUGUUGGUUAUGUACAAGGGAUGUCCUUCAUAGCAGCAGUUCUCAUUCUCAAUUUGGAAGAGGCAGAUGCCUUCAUUGCAUUUGCAAAUCUCCUGAAUAAGCCAUGCCAGUUGGCCUUUUUUCGUGUGGAUCACAGCAUGAUGUUGAAAUAUUUUGCAACAUUUGAAGUAUUUUUUGAAGAAAAUCUCUCCAAACUAUUUCUUCAUUUCAAAUCUUAUAGUCUUACACCAGACAUAUACUUGAUAGACUGGAUCUUCACACUAUAUAGCAAAUCACUACCCCUUGAUCUCGCCUGUCGAGUCUGGGAUGUAUUUUGCAGAGAUGGGGAGGAAUUUUUAUUUAGGACUGGAUUAGGAAUCCUCCGAUUAUAUGAAGAUAUUCUCCUACAGAUGGAUUUUAUUCAUAUAGCACAGUUUCUAACUAAAUUGCCAGAAGAUAUCACAUCAGAAAAGCUGUUCAGCUGUAUUGCAGCCAUUCAGAUGCAGAAUAGCACCAAAAAAUGGACUCAGGUCUUUGCAUCUGUAAUGAAGGAUAUUAAAGAAGGAGACAAGAAUAAUAGUCCGGCUCUGAAAAGCUAAUCUUCAAAAUUAACAGACUAAUUGAAAGAUAAAAAAUGUUUUUUUGAUAUAAGUUUUUUGUUUCCUAUGUAAAAAGCAUGGAAGAAAAUGUUGGAGAAAUCUGAAAGAAUCAAGACAUGGAAAAUUGCUGAUUUUGAAUUCCAUGGCUGAAGUAAAUGAAAUGAAUAACCUAUUGUGACAGUAUUAAUAAAAAAGUAUUUUGUAGGGAGAGCCAUUUUACAAAGGAAAAAGUUUAAAUGGCUAGUUCAUACUCCAUAAUUUGGAGUGAACAAGUUUAAUGCAAUAAAUUUUUUAACAACUUUGGAGAUACUUCAAAUUUUUACAUCAUCUUUUCUUUUUUAACAGUUAACAUAAAGGCACUUUGGAGGUCAGAGCAAGAUUGUUAGUAUACUACUUUAACUUCCAAAAUACUAUUUGAAAUAAACACCUUAGUAAAUACAGAUAUUAUCUCCAGUUCCAGCCUUUUGAAGAUAUUAUAGACCAAGAAUAAGCAACUUGGAUUGUAAAUUAUUUAAGUCACUGAAGUUGUUUAUCUUCAUUGACAGACUGGAGCAAGUUUGGGUUAUCUGGGAACUGGAAGUAUUGGUGGAAGAUGGUUUAGCGUUUGUUUAGGUGUUUUUCUACAGUAUCAUGUCUAUUUGUUUUUGGAGAGAAAUUGUUUCUUUUCCUUAAGGAAUUCCUAUCACUCAAAGAAUUUUAGCCUUUCUGUUUCUAGUCUAAUAAAUUGUUCAUCUAGUAAUUUAAGAAAGUCUAAUUGGUAGAAGGAAAGUUCUUUGCACUUUAGUGGACCGACGACUUGAUUUUGGGAGUAAGUCCAUAAAUAUAAAUGAGGUUUUUCACUGAUAAGAGUAAAAAGUAAUGAAUUCUAAGAGUUCUUAAAUAGCAUGCUACUUGGCAAGACUUUAAAUUUUUUAAUUAAAGUUCCUUCACUGUUUGUAGAAACAAAAUUUAAUUCCAGUUUGAAAUUUGAAAUCUUAAUAUGUAGCCAAGUCCGUGACUUGUAAAAAACACUGUGUAUAAUUUUCUAAUCAAUGGAAGUAAGAGUAAAAGAAAAAGGUAAAAUUAACUUUUUUCUAAUGAGUCUAACUUUGAUGAUAUAGUUUAUAAAGUAAUUAUUAAUUAUUGGUAAAUUGACAUUAAAUUUAUUGUAAUAUGUUUAAUUCUUGAACCUAAAAUAAAUCACUUGAGUAUUAUGAGUGAUAUCUGUAUUACAUGCUAUUUGGUUAGUAAUUAGAUUUAUAGUGUGCUUUUAUGUUGCAGUUUGGUUUGAAACAACACUUAAGCACACUAUUUGUGUUAGUGGUAUAUAGUCUUCAAACUAACGAGCCUGAGAACCUUGUUAGUGUAGUGAUUGCCUCUUUAGGAGUAUGGGACCAGAUGGUACCCAUAUAUUUUUACCCCAUGGGUCAUUCUAGCCUAGGGACCACUAGUGGAACCCUCAGAAGUCAACUCCUGUCAUAGGAGCUUGCUUAGUGGAAACUAGUAGUGUAAUAAAAUAUUGAAGGAGUGCCCAGGGUCUCAAUCGGUUUUAGGAUGACAUUUUAACUUUGGUAACUACUUCCUUGUCAUUGGUGUCCCUGAUAGAGGGAAUGUAACCCCUGGCAGUGAUCUCAUUGAAGUUAUACUACUGGCCUAAAUUUAAUCUUUCUUUUGUGUAUUUGUUUCCUGAGUUGAACCUAAGUUACUGUAUUUCUUUUUCUCACUUUUAUUAUUGUACAGUUUCUUUAUCUUUCAAGUAUAAAUGUGUAUAUAAAAUAUAAAUACAAGGAAUUCACUAAAAACCACUACCAAUAAUUUCUGUGUAAAUAAAACUUGUAAACAGAGUAAUUAAGUGAAACGAGUCUUCAUUACUUUGGGGAUAUCCGGUUUAUUUAACCACAUUUGGAGAAAAAAAGGAAUAAACUUUUUUUUGCCAAAUUUCUCUUGCAAGGGAUGCGCUAGUCCUUCAGCUUCUUGAGACUAACAAUACUGGCUGCUAAAAUAUUGUACUGUAUCUUCCCUUGAACCUCCUAUACAGGCAAUAUGGGGUUAUUCACAUGGUCAGUGUAUGACAGUUUAUUUGGUCAAUUAAAAAAUAACUUUUCCUAAAAUCCUCAAGAUAAUGUGAAACUUAAUAUGGUGUUUCAUUUGUUUGUCUACUUAAUUAAUAUAUAUAUUUCUCAUUUCAUUGUCCUUUUAUUUAUUUAU